Molecule: messenger RNA, 7019 nt
Organism: Fragaria vesca subsp. vesca
Lineage: Eukaryota; Viridiplantae; Streptophyta; Magnoliopsida; Rosales; Rosaceae
Exons: 23
Coding region: 1-6834 (2277 amino acids)
Molecular function (GO): kinase activity
Source: RefSeq, a predicted model, not a curated record
AUGGAGAGUAGAGCACAGAGACGAUUGGAUUCAAUUACCCACCACCUUGUUCUUCCAAUUCAAUCCAAUCGUGGCCUUCAAAAGGUUGUGUUAUCAAGUAAUAAUGGGGGAAACAAGCAUGAGGAGGCAGAGCCAGUGGUGAUAGGGGGCAUGGUAUUAGACAUUCAUGCCACUCCUUCCCUUCCUGCAAAUCCCAGAACCACAACUCCUGGCAAGGUGAGCUAUGUAUUAGGAGGGGUGGCGAGGAAUGUUGCCGAGUGCAUGUCCAAGCUGGGAGCAAAGCCUUUCAUGAUUAGCGCCUUGGGGCUUGACAUGGCAGGAAACCUAUUGUUGGAGCACUGGGAGUCUGCUGGGCUACCAACCGAAGGAAUUUGGAAGCACCAAAAUAUCGAGACUGCUGUUGUUUGCAGCAUACUUGAUGCCAGUGGGGAGUUGGCAACUGCUGUUGCAAGUGUAGAAUCUAUUGACAAGUUUCUAAGACCUGAGUGGAUUGAGCGGUUCAGAUGUAAUAUACGUUCUGCUACAGUGGUGAUGGUUGACGCAAACUUGAACCCUUCUGCUCUAAAGUCUUCUUGCCAAUUGGCAGCAGAAUCUAAAAUUCCUGUGUGGUUUGAGCCUGUUUCGGUAGAAAAAUCAAGAAGAAUCAAUUCAGUUGUCAAGUAUAUAAGUUUUGCUUCUCCCAAUGAAGAUGAACUUGUUGCUAUGGCAAAUACUUUAUCUGGUGGUAAUGUGUUCUGUCCUAUUGAAAGGGAAAGCAGCCCAAGUAAAUGUUCAAAAGGAAAGUUGUUUGAUAUGCUGAAACCUGCAGUCUGGGUUUUGCUAGAGAACGGCAUCAAAAUAGUUAUUGUGACACUUGGUCCAGAUGGAGUGUUCUUAUGCUCUAAAGGAGGACCAAGCCUUAUGAGAGUUGGUUGUGAGGGAAUCAAACCAUACAACUCGAAUGGAAUAUUGUUUAAAACUAUGACUGCAAGUUGUCCUCCAAAACCAUUUUUGAGUCUUCAGGAUUCUGAAACAAGCUCAUUCCUGUUUGCUGUGCAUUUUCCUGCACUUCCGGCAUCUGUGGUUAGGCUUACAGGGGCUGGCGAUUGUUUGGUUGGGGGUACAAUUUCUUCUCUCUGUGCAGGCUUAGAUAUCGUGCAGAGUGUGGCAGUUGGUAUUGCAGCUUCCAAAGCUGCAGUUGAGUCAGAGACCAAUGUGCCUUCUGCAAUUAAUUUGGCUGUCAUUGCAGAUGAUGCAAAGUCGGUAUACUCAGCUGCUGAAGUUGUAUUCCAUCAAUCAAUGCUGCAGCGAUCUCGAGCUAUUUGGCUCAAGGAAGGGGACCGAAAUUCCAAAAUUUUUCAUAAGAAAGCUUCGAAUAGAAAAAAGAGAAACCGGAUAAAAGGCUUUAGGGAUGAGCAUGGUGUUUGGCAAGAGAAUCCGGAAGGGAUUGAAGGGGUUGUCAUCCAAUACUUUCACAAGUUAUUCUCUCGGCAGGAACCAAACAUUUUGGCACAGGAGAUGGUUUUGCAGGCAAUUCACCCAAGGGUUAUGCCAGAGAUGAAUCAGAUAUUGCUUAAUCCGUAUUCGACUGAGGAAGUGAAGUUUGCCUUGUUUCAGAUGCACCCGUCGAAAGCCCCUGGCCCGGAUGGUAUGUCCCCUUUUUUCUUUCAGAAGUAUUGGGACCUUGUUGGUACAGAAGUUAGUCAUGCAGUGAUUUCUUUCCUUACUACAAAAGAAAUGCCUCAUGAUUUAAACUUCACCCAUGUGGUUCUCAUUCCUAAAGUGAAGGAGGUUCAGGAUAUGUCUCAAUUAUGCCCCAUUGCAUUGUGUAACGUCAUAUACAAGAUUGCAUCGAAAGUUCUAGCUAAUCGUCUGAAACAAUUCCUUCUUGAGAUUAUCUCACCUCAGCAAAGUGCCUUUGUUCUUGAUCGAUUAAUAUCUGACAAUACCUUAGUGGCGUCAGAACUAGCUCAUUAUAUGCAUGUUCUGAGGAGGGGACAAGAGGGUUUCAUGGCUCUGAAGCUGGACAUCAGUAAAGCCUAUGAUCGUUUAGACUGGGAUUUUUUUGGUGAAAAUAAUGACCAAGAUGGGUUUUGCCUCUCAAUGGGUGGAGUUGAUCCAAUGCUGCUUGUCCACAGGACGGUAGUGGGUCGGCGAGAAGGCUUGGUAGAGAGAGAAAGGUGGCAGCAGCAGCAGCAGCAGCGUCUUGACGGUGGCAGGGACGGGGUGAGUCGGGUGAGAGAGAAAGGUGACCCAGAUCUGAGGCUUGGUGCAAGAGAAAGGGAUGAGGAGCUUGUUGGCGACGAGGACGGUCUGCUAUAUGCUAGGGCUUCUCUACAAGAUUGUGCCCUUAUUCGGCAGAUUCUGAAUGUGUAUGAAGAUGCUUCGGGCCAACAGGUUAGUUUGCAGAAGAGUAGUGUGACUUUCAGUGGCAGUGUGCUUCCCAUUUUACAACAGAGUUUGGCUAAUUACCUUGGUAUGCCGAUUGUGGCUGCCCAUGACAAACACCUGGGUAUCCCAACUCGAGUGGGACGUUCUCGAAAUGAUACUUUUGCUUAUAUCAAGGAUAACCUGACAAAGAAGUUAACAGGGUGGAGAACGAAAUUAUUAAGUGUGGCUGGGAGAGAAAUACUGAUUAAGGUAGUAGCUCAAGCAGUGCCAUUGUAUACUAUGAGUAAUUAUUUAUUGCCACAGGGAAUGAUUCAGGAACUCCAUCAACUUUGUGCCAAAUUUUGGUGGGGUGGAACAGAUGAGAAAAGAGGAAUGCAUUGGAGGGCUUGGGAUGCUUUAUGUAAACCAAAAGCGAAAGGAGGUAUGGGUUUUCAUCAUUUGUUUGCUUUUAAUUUGGCCAUGUUAGCUAAACAGGGUAGGCGACUGCUACAAUAUCCUUCCUCGCUACCCAAUCAGUUGUUGAAAGCAAUAUAUUUCCCCCAUUGCAAUUUUUGGAAAGCUGAGCUAGGAAAGGCCCCCUCGUAUGCAUGGAGGAGUAUUCUGGAAGGGCGGGAUACAUUGCGGAAUGGAAUCCAGAGGUUGAUUGGUGAUGGAAUGUCAACAAAUGUGUGGGAUGAUCCGUGGUUAAUGGGUGAGAACUUAUUGCCAUUUUUUUCUGAUACUGUUACUCGAGUCUCUGAUCUUUUUGUGAGCCCUGGAGUGGGGGAUGUGGUUUUGCUAUCUCAUUUAUUCCCAGCUCACAUUGUACACAAGAUUCAAGCAUUACCGAUUAGUAGCAGAAGUAACUCUGAUAAAUGGAUUUGGGCUCCGGAUAGAAAAGGUUUGUUUAUGGUAAAGUCAGCUUACCAUAUAGCGAGGACAAGGGUUUUAGAAGAUCAUGUCAUGGCUCUUAAUCCUUCUGCGCAAUUGUGGAAUAAGAUUUGGAAUGCUCCAGUUCCGGGUAAGGUAAAAAUAUGUGUAUGGAAAGUAGCUUCUAAUAUUCUCCCAUCACGAAGUCGGCUUAGUCAAAGAGGUAUUGAUAUUGACACCCAGUGCCCAUUUUGUGAUGAAGAAGUAGAAUCUCCUAUCCAUGCAUUGAGAGACUGCCCCCAUGCCGCAGCUUUUAUUCAGUUGGUGGAUGUUCCUAUACAGCUAGCCGAUACAAAUGCUCUUGACUGGUUAGUAUCCUCUUUGGAAAACUCUCCUUCUACUUUUGCUACUCUUAUGAUGAUUAUUUGGUCGGUUUGGAGGAACCAAAACGACCACGUCUGGAAUAAUAAUGCAAAGCAGGCUACUGAGGUAGUACCUCUUACCCUGCGUUGGUGGGAGGAGUUUAAAUCUGCAUUUGUGAAAAGAAGAGGUCGCAAUGUCUCACCUCGGGACAGAUGGAUCACACCUUCUUCGGGGUACAUCAAACUGAAUGUUGAUGCAGCCUACAACAAUGCAUCUUGUAUGGCUAGUUUGGGAGGGGUUUUCCGCGAUCAUACUGGUAGUUGUUUGGGAGUUUUUAUGCAAGGGUUAUUCUCAGCACACUCUGCACAUCAUAGUGAAUUAAUGGCAUUGUUGGUAGGAGUGCAGGUAGCGAUCCACCAUAAUCUCUAUCCUCUUUCCAUUGAGACAGAUUGCCUGGUCUUGGUUUCGGCCCUUACCAGUGGCUCCCUCGAUGAUUCUGAUCUUGGAUUCCUAAUUGAAGACUUGCGGGCAAGCUUGUCUACUAUUACUGCUCCAGUCCGGUUUAUGAGAAGAUCAGCAAACAGAGUGGCUCAUGUUAUAGCCAAAGAGGCUUUUAGUGGUCCUGCUAAUUUAGUUUUUACUAUUGAUCCUUCUCGUGCUGUGAGAGGGAUGCUUUCCUCUGAUUACUCUCGCGUACAAGACGUGCUCAAGCUACUAGAUGUUCAGGAAAGUAUAAGUUUGCUUGAUAGGAAUCGAAUAUGGGGAAUUGGUGGAAUAGGCAAGACAACAAUUGCUAAAGCUGUUUACAAUUCAAUUGCCCAUAUGUUUGAAGGGCCUAAAGGUUUGAUUAGUGUGACCGAUGCUAAUGAAGGAAUCAAUGUAAUCAAGGAUAGGUUGAGCCAGGAAAAAGUUCUCUUAAUUCUUGAUGAUGUGGAUCAUAUGGACCAAUUGAAAAAAUUAGCUGGGGAGUCACGUUGUAUCAGAAAGGAUCAUGAUGAAGCUUUGGUUGAAUUUGAAUAUUAUGAUGCGGUGGAAAGCUAUGGGGUUCAAGUAGCAAUGCCACAACAUGAUGAAGAUGACUCUAUGGAGGUAUUGGUCCAUGAAGUUGAUAAUGGGAAGUCCAACAACUUCAGUGAUGAAGACGAUGAAUUGAUCUCAGAAGAUGAAGACUUGAGAAAUCAAAGCGAUUUCGAUCGCAUGUCUCUGAAAGAGAGUCUCAUCUCUCACGUCCGAUCCAUCAAAUCAGGUUUAUCCUUACCCAUUUUCACCUCCAACCAACUCAUCCACCUUUACUCCAGACAUGGCCUCACCCAACACGCCCAGCACCUGUUCGACGAAAUGCCCCAUCGAAACGUCUACUCUUACAACGCCAUCAUCUCCACCCACAUCAAGUCACACAACUUGGACCGGGCCCGGCGGCUAUUCGACGCCGCUCCUUAUAAAGACCUCGUCACUUACAACUCUAUGCUGUCUGGCUACACUAGCACUGACGGUUACGAGGCUUGCGCGGUUGGGUUGUUUAGGGAAAUGCGGUUGCGGGAUGAUUGCGUCGGAGUUGACGAGGUUACUCUGACUACCAUGCUCAACUUGAGUGCCAAGUUAGAGACGGUUUGUAAUGGGAGGCAGUUGCAUUGUUGUAUGGUGAAAACUGGUAAUGAUUUGAGCGCUUUCGCAGUGUGCUCGUUGGUUGAUAUGUAUUCGAAGUGCCGGUGUUUUAGUGAUGCGUGCAGUGUGUUUAGUGGGUAUAGAGGGGCGGUUGACUCGGUUUCAAAGAAUGCUGUGGUGGCGGCUUGUUGUAGAGAAGGAGAGUUGGAAAUGGCGGUUGAUCUGUUUUGGAGAGAGGCAGAGAAAAACGAUGUUGUGUCUUGGAACACGAUGAUUUCAGGGUAUGCGCAGAAUGGUUGUGGAGAGGAGGCAUUGAGUUUGUUUGUUCGCAUGGCAGAAAGUGGAUUUCGAUGGAAUGAGCAUACUGUUGCUAGUGUUUUGGGUGCUUGCUCUGGUUUGAAGAACUUCCGACUAGGAAAGGAAGUCCAUGCUUGGGUGUUGAAGAAUCGAAUGAGUUCUAAUCCGUUUAUAAGUAGUGGCAUUGUUGAUGUCUAUUGCAAGUGUGGAAAUAUGGGUUAUGCAAAGUCAGCUCAUAAAGCAAUGGGAAGUAAAAAUCCGUUUUCAAUCACUUCAUUGAUCUCGGGUCAUGCCUCUCAAGGUAACCUAGUGGAAGCAAGGACACUUUUUGAUUCAUUAGCUGAAAGGAGUAUGGUUGUAUGGACAGCUUUGUUUUCUGGGUAUCUCAACUCACAACAAUAUGAAGCUGUAUUUAAGCUUCUGGGCGAAUUAAGGGAAAAGGAAGUAAUAGUUCCUGAUGCUUUGAUUCUCAUCAGUGUGCUUGGUGCCUGUGCAAUUCAAGCUGCCUUGGACCCUGGGAAGCAGAUUCAUGCUUACAUCUUGAGGAAUAACAUUGAAGGAGAUAAGAAAUUGUUCAGUGCUUUAAUUGAUAUGUACUCAAAAUCCGGGAAUAUUACUUAUGCAGAAAAGGUUUUCAAAGGCGUCUUUGACAGAGAUAUAGUUGUUUACAAUGUGAUAUUAGCUGGUUAUGCUCACCAUGGUUGUGAAACUAAAGCUAUCCAGAUUUUCGAAGAAUUGUUGAAGAGAGGUAUUAGGCCUGAUGCAGUCACAUUUUUAGCACUUCUUUCAGCUUGUCGUCACUCUUGUUUAGUCGGAUUGCGGGUACUCUUCUCCCCUCUCGGUUCCAACGUCGUCGUCCGCACUGCUUGCUGCUCUGUGGGGGUCGCUUUACCUGUUUACUCAACUUUUAAAGCUAUUGAGAGCAAAGAUCAUAACGAGCAGCAGCGCUGGCUUCUUUACUGGGCUGCGUAUGGAUCUUUCAGUAUCGCAGAAGUGUUUUCAGACAAACUUCUCUCCUGGGUUCCGCUCUACUAUCAGAUGAAGUUUGCAUUUCUGGUUUGGUUACAGCUUCCAACUGCAAAUGGGGCAAAGCAUUUGUAUAUGAGGCAUAUGCGUCCGUUCCUGCUGAGGCAUCAAGCACGACUUGAUCAAGUUGUUGAGUUUAUAUAUGCUGAAACGAGUAAAUUCAUCAUUUCACACCAAGGAGAAUUACUGUUUGCAAGGGAUCUUUUUAUGAAAAUUAUGGGCUCAGUUAGGGAACUUGUGCACCCAGGACGAAAACAAUCAAGUCAUGCAAUUCGAGGCCCUGAAGAACAAAGUGAGAACUCUGGAUCAGAUAAAGACGAUUAGAGUAUUCUUAGCAAGCAGGCAUUGUUUUUGCCAUGAUCAGUAUAGGUGUUCUUGGAUUUCUUGUUUCGCUCAGCCACAUAGAAUCGUUUGUGCAGAUUUUAUUUUAUGGUUCUUAUUCGGCCUUGUACAUAUUUCCCUUGUUAGUUUUAAGACCUUUAGUAAAUGACAUCUAAUUGUUUAUAUUC